CCGCUGUUGUUGUGCUCGCUGUUGCCGACCUGCGCCCGUGUUGUCACUUAUGUCAGGCGAGUUCGAGUUAUUGGCAGGAGAAGGCUCCGGUGGACAUCGUUCAUGCUGCUGUUGUUGCUGUUGCCGCUGCAGCUGCAGCUGUUGCGGCUCACGCGAGACCGUCCGGAGCGGCGGCGUGACCGGUGAUGCCGUGGUCGACUGCUGUUGUCGCUGCCGCCGAGCUGCCCCUCGCGUGUUGAGACCAGAGUUGUGCGAGUUCGCAGCCAUACAGCGGUUUGUACGAUGGGCCCAUAUCAAACUCGGCAUCGUCAUCCUCAUCAUCACUAGCCUCAUUUGGGUCGACAUAAGAACCGCUGUCCUCCAUGCCAAGCUCGCUGUCCUCAGUGCCAGCGUGCAAACCAAGGGUGUUGCUGGACGAGCGAGACGUUCACUGAUGUACAAGGAGGAACACCAACUGGCGCUGCCGGCAACGCAACUGCAAGCGAUACCAACAACGCCGCCCAGACAGACAGGACAGACCACGCGGCGCGUAGAGGCAUCCCCGAGAGCUCUCGAUGUCCUCUGUGGAUGCUUCUUGUGUUCGUGUGUGGCGGGGAGGGGAGGCGGGCGCUCGCUGGCUUGCUGUGCUAGACAACUCCUUGCGUNNNNGGCUUGCU
This is a messenger RNA of Ectocarpus sp. CCAP 1310/34, 656 nucleotides long. Lineage: Eukaryota; Phaeophyceae; Ectocarpales; Ectocarpaceae. The record is from the annotation of a GenBank genome assembly.